AAACACGUCCCAGUACUUGCCUUUUAUUUUAUUUCUAUUGCUAAUCAAUGCACCGCGCCGAUCUGAAACUUCUCCGUCGUCAUCAAUCUCAGUUUCCAUAUACCAUCUAAUCUGAAUUGCGCAAAAUCGAUCGGUGCUCUAAUCUCGCCAAAUGGGAAGCGGCAGCGGCGGCAGCGAUGUGGAGGCAGGCUUUGCGAAGCUGCAGGGUGAAGAUUUUGAGUAUUAUAUGCAGACCUACUCCAUAAUCCUCGGUCGCAACUCUAAGAAAUCCACGGUCGACGUCGACCUCGCCUCCCUCGGCGGCGGGAUGAACAUCAGCCGCCACCACGCUCGCAUUUUCUACGAUUUCCAGCGGCGUCGAUUCGCCCUUGAGGUUCUGGGAAAGAACGGCUGCUUCGUCGAGGGGGUUCUUCAUCUCCCUGGUAACCCUCCGGUGAAGCUCGAUUCACAGGACCUUCUGCAAAUCGGGGACAAGGAGUUUUACUUUUUGUUGCCUAUUCGGAGCAUCCUCGGCGGGUUUAUUGGUCCCAGGCAUCACAUGAGUAGUUAUCAGAUGGGGAGUUCGGCGCAUCAGUAUCAUCAUGGCGGUCACGGCCAGCAGCAGCCGCAGCAGCGUGUGCCGUUGCCCCCGUCGGCCGGUUCUGGAGGAGUGGUUUAUGGUAAGAAGGGAACUGGAAGGGGGAUGGAGGAGUAUUAUGAGGGCGAGUAUAAUGAGGAGGAUGGUGUUGGGGAGGAUGGGCAGUCAGGAGGGAAGAGGGCGAGGAGGUUUGAUGGGGUUGAUGGCUCCAGCAGCGGUGGUUAUGGGUAUGGUUCUGGUGGGAAAGCUGUGGCCUCAGGGCAGUUGGAUAAAAGGGGUGAGGGAAGAUCUCAUGAUAGGGAAGCUGACAACCAGCAACUCCUUCAGUUAGAGGAAAAGGAUGUGGUGACCUCAGUGGCUACAGUGCUGUCUGAUUUAUGUGGUCCUGGAGAAUGGAUGCCGCUGGAGAAGCUUCAUUCUGAGCUGGUGGAACAAUUUGGCAAUAUAUGGCAUCAUAGUCGUGUGAGAAGGUACCUGACAUCUGAGGAUCACUCCAGCGUAGAAGCCAGGGGAAAACCAUGGUAUGGUUUGCUUAUGCUGCUAAGGAAAUAUCCUGAGCAUUUUGUUAUCAACACAAGGUCAAAAGGUCGUGUUACUCUGGAAUUCGUCUCCCUUGUCUCAUUACUGUCGUAGGAACUUCCGAACAUCAACUGAUGAAACCUGUAAGAUAUUGUAUCUUCUAAUUGCAAAUUAUGAUUUCUAUCCUUGGAAGUAAUCAUGGUGACAGAUUUGGGAUCAUCCUGUUAUACUCUACUACUUCUCUUUUAACCACAUGCGAGAUUGAUUGAUUUUUCUUUA
Molecule: messenger RNA, 1375 nt
Organism: Andrographis paniculata
Lineage: Eukaryota; Viridiplantae; Streptophyta; Magnoliopsida; Lamiales; Acanthaceae
Product: FHA domain-containing protein FHA2
Exons: 3
Coding region: 152-1210 (352 amino acids)
Biological process (GO): regulation of ribosomal protein gene transcription by RNA polymerase II
Cellular component (GO): nucleus
Molecular function (GO): protein binding; sequence-specific DNA binding
Source: RefSeq, a predicted model, not a curated record